CAGCUCACAGCACUCAGGGCAUCUUCUCUCUCAGUAACGCUCCUCAUAAGCCAUACCACUCCAAAACUCCUCCAAAGCCCACGCGCCCACAGUCACUCUCUUCCUCACUCUGUUUCUCACAAGAUGGCCAAGAGCGUUCUCAUCCUCUGCGGCGAUUACAUGGAAGAUUAUGAGGUGAUGGUUCCCUUUCAAGCGUUGCUGGCCUACGGAGUCUCCGUCCACGCUGUUUGCCCUGGAAAGAAAGCCGGCGACGUCUGCCGGACUGCUGUUCAUCAGGGCCUUGGUCAUCAGACUUAUUCUGAGUCACGGGGUCACAACUUCACAGUCAAUGCAACCUUUGAUGAGGUAGACGCAAGCAAAUAUGAUGGACUUGUUAUUCCAGGAGGGCGGGCUCCAGAAUAUCUUGCAAUGAAUGAAUCUGUUUUGGACUUGGUACGCAAAUUUUUUAGCUCUGGAAAACCAAUUGCCUCUAUUUGCCAUGGGCAGUUAAUCUUGGCAGCUUCAGGCUCAGUCAGAGGACGGAAGUGUACAGCUUACCCUGCUGUGGGACCUGCACUAAUUGCUGCAGGAGCUCAUUGGGUAGAACCUGAGACCAUGUCAGCAUGUGUUAUUGAUGGUAACCUUAUUACUGCAGCAACUUACAUAGGUCAUCCUGGGUUCAUCCAGCUUUUUGUAAAAGCACUAGGAGGCACCAUAACUGGUUCAGAUAAACGGAUUCUAUUUUUGUGUGGGGAUUACAUGGAAGACUAUGAGGUUAUGGUCCCUUUUCAAUCCUUUCAAGCUCUUGAAUGCCAUGUUGAUGCGGUUUGCCCGAAGAAGAAGGCCGGUGAGACCUGUCCAACUGCUAUUCAUGAUUUUGAAGGUGAUCAAACUUACAGUGAGAAGCCAGGCCAUGAUUUCACUCUAACAGCCACUUUUGAAGAUCUAAACAUCCCAAGCUAUGAUGCUCUUGUUAUACCUGGAGGCCGAGCACCAGAAUACUUGGCAUUAAAUGAGAAAGUUAUUGCCUUAGUGAAGGAAUUCAUGGAGGCAGGAAAGCCAGUUGCAUCCAUUUGCCACGGACAACAGAUUUUAGCUGCUGCUGGAGUUCUCAAGGGAAAGAAAUGCACUGCAUAUCCUGCUGUGAAACUCAAUGUAGUCUUGUCUGGGGCAACAUGGUUAGAACCUGAGCCAAUAGAUCGCUGUUUCACAGAUGGAAAUUUGGUAACUGGAGCUGCUUGGCCAGGCCAUCCAGAGUUCAUCUCUCAGUUGAUGACGUUGCUCGGUAUCCAGGUCUUGUUCUAGUUAUUUAUCUAUGUGCUGGUCUGUAUGCCUUAAUUGUCUAUUGAAUAAAUAGAAGAUUCAGCUUACGUAUCAGAAUGAGGAAACUUUUUAAAUUUUGGUGUUGUGACUAUGCAGUCUAUAUGUUAUUUGGAUUGGGAAGAAAACUUGUGUUCAUUUCAUA
Messenger RNA from Vitis riparia (riverbank grape), 1444 nucleotides. RefSeq names its product protein DJ-1 homolog D. The coding region runs from base 124 to 1284 and encodes 386 amino acids. The transcript is spliced from 5 exons. The record is from RefSeq and is a predicted model, not a curated record. NCBI's taxonomy places the organism in Eukaryota, Viridiplantae, Streptophyta, Magnoliopsida, Vitales, Vitaceae.